GUCUCCUCCUGGCUUUUCAGGUACUAUUUCUGGCUGGCGGCGCUUUGCUGCUUCAUCUUCCCCGCGAUCACUCCCUGGAGGUUGUGGGGAGAAGACCUGUGGGUCGCCUUCUGGUUCUGCUCGGUCACGAGGUGCAUCUUCGUCGUUAACGGGACGUUUUUGGUGAACAGUGCUGCGCACCUCUGGGGAACCAAGCCGUAUGACAAGAACAUCAUAGGGAUGGAGCAGCCGAUCGUGGGAGCCCUGGCGCUCGGCGAGGGAUGGCACAACUACCACCACGUCUUCCCCUGGGACUACAAGACCUCGGAGCUGCCCUUGUACCGCCUGAACCUGACGACGAUGUUCAUCGACGCGGCCGCCUUCCUGGGCCAGGCCUACGACCUCAAGACGGUCGACCCGAAGGUGGUGGAGCAGCGGGUGAAGCGGACCGGCGACGGCUCUCACUUCGAGUGGGGGGACGAGGCCGAACGGCGGGAAAAAGAGCAACAACAACAGAUACUUAUCCCACGUCCAUCGAUUCCAAAUUACUUAAAGACGAAUGAAACAGAACGGGGCCGAAAAGCAUCGACAAUCAUUUGUGAAUCG
Darwinula stevensoni is the source of this 585-nucleotide messenger RNA. The record is from the annotation of a GenBank genome assembly. Lineage: Eukaryota; Metazoa; Arthropoda; Ostracoda; Podocopida; Darwinulidae.